This is a messenger RNA of Suillus subalutaceus, 3255 nucleotides long. RefSeq lists its product as uncharacterized. The transcript is spliced from 12 exons. The coding region runs from base 1 to 3255 and encodes 1084 amino acids. The record is from RefSeq and is a predicted model, not a curated record. NCBI's taxonomy places the organism in Eukaryota, Fungi, Basidiomycota, Agaricomycetes, Boletales, Suillaceae.
AUGGGAGGCUCUAGAGUCCAAGAGUGGACACCGAAAAACAAGUAUUCGGUUGUUGAAUGGAAGAAGACACAUCAGACUCGGAGGGUAGUAGGGAAAUGGGGGGAGAGACCUAAGAUCAGAAGAUCAGUUCCACCUACGCCUGCAAAGUCCCCUGUAAAGCAAGCAUUUUAUGAUAUGCUGUACCAUGGGGGUGAUGACUGUUUUGAUGAUCUUGGAGCAACUCCAUUGCAGCUCCCAAAGUCACUGUUCUGCACUGAUCUUCAUUCAAGAGUCAAAAUGACUAUAUUCGACAAUGGGUGCCUAAGACUAGGACAUAUCUCAACAUACUUCUUGAGAGGGAGGUUCCAUCAAAUAGGUCCUGUAUCAUAUGUGGGACAGAUGGUGUCUAUAAAUGUCAUGGGUGCUUCAAUCAGCCAAUGGACAGGUUCCUUCUUUGAGGAAUCUUGCUUGGUCAAGACUGGAUUGGUGAUCUGGUUAGGGCACUAUGGAAAUCCUUGCCCAUGGGAUGAUGACCUAGGGGAGAUGGGCUUUUUUGCCGAUGGAGGGCCCGAAGAUACCCAUGACUCGGACACUGAUAGCGAAUGGGAUGAAGAACCAACUGAACCAAAGACAGCAUUCACAUUUGAUGCCCUACGUGACUUCUUGUUGGAUAACUUGGAAUGUGGGACAUCAGUGAUGAAUUAUUACAGCAAGCUGAGGAGGAUGACAACCAGUGUCUUUCCACAUCUUGUCCCAGACCGCUACCGAGAGCUCAUGAGGGUGGUGAGACAAUGGUGGAAGCUGAAUCUCAUGAGAUGGAAUGGCUUCGGCCAUCAGGACAAACAGGCCACACCCAGCAACUUGGCUCUGCUCUGUCCAGCAUGUCCCCAGCCGGGCAUCAAUGUCUCAUUGCCAACAGGAGAUGCCGCCAAGGGCAAUGAGUGUGACACAGAAACACCGAGUUGGCUGUAUUCAAGAUCUCUAGUCAUGGGUGGCAACUUCAAGGUGGAACAUCUCCAUUCUGCAAAUCCAUCAGAUGAAGUCUCCCUCAUGGAUGGCCAUGGAUAUGGUCGGCGAUUGCAUAUACAAGGAGCACUUAUCCCUUGCCAAGGAAGCGGUUCAACACUUGGAGUAUUGGAAGCCACAGGCAUCAGCAGGUGCACUUGCGCAAGGCAUGGCUGUUUUGUUCCGCAUGCAAUGGUGGAUUUUCAGGAGGGAGAAAGGCAGAUGAACAUGGACCACACAUUGUGUGAGGCCCCGAAACUGAACACCAAAGGAAUCCGCCACGCAUUGACAUUCUACGAUGUAAACUGUCAGUACCACAAGCAUCUGAAGGAACACAUCGCCGACAGUCCUAUCCUGCAACUCGACAAGGAGUUGGAUAUUAUCCCAGGAAUUGGACUUUGGCAUGUCCAUGGCCAUCAAGACAGCUGUUAUGUCAGAUAUGCUUCCAAUUUUAUACAGGGGGCAGCUCAAAUCAACGGCGAGAUCAUGGAGACCUUGUGGGCACAGUUAAACAUUAUCUCACCAUCGGCACGUGGAAUGGGUAGUCCACAUCGGAAAGAAUGUCUCGACUACCAAAUGAAUGACUGCAAUUUCAUGAAAAUGAUCAGGAUGAGCAAGUUCCUCUGCCGGAAAUACAAGCAAGCUAUCAAGGGGGCUGCUGAGAGCCAACUGGCUUUUGAGAAGCUUGACGAGACUGCUGAUGAUGAUAAAGUGAGAGAUUGGGAAGCCCAAGAGAGAAUGGCACAAGAAUGGCGCUGCCACGAUCCAACUGCAAUGGAUAUUUAUGAAGUCCAACUGCAGAAAGGUGGGUCGCUUUUUGUAUGGCAGGCCAGUAUUCAUGUAGUGAUAGCGCCGACGAGAAAGCAGCAGGAACUGCAGUUGUUAACGGCGCAAGGCUGGCAGGCAGGGCCAGCUCACCGGAGAGGUGUGGCGACAUGGCUUGCAGAAGGUCUUACUAUUGAGGAGGCCCAGGUCACACUUCAGAUGGAUAUCAGGAAGCUUGGACAUCGGCCAUCAGCUAUGCAGCAAUUGCAGAUUGGGCGCUGGCAGGACUCCUUACAGCGGGACAUAGAUUGCUGGGUGGAGGCCGGCGGCCUAUUCCUUGGCGAUGCAUUGGGCGACAAUGAGAUACAGAUCAUGGAACUGGAACUGGUGAUACUUCAAGAUGACUCGGAUGAUGAAAUGCAGGGGGAGCUCAGGGUGUUUGAGCCAGAGAAGGUUGUCAUUCCAUUGCCUUCAAAUUUGGGACUGGAGAGAUGUAUUUCACUUGGCGUCGCCGAUUUGGUGGAGCAGGAACUGACCCUCCGGGAAGGCCAGGCCAAUGAUGCCCUGCACAAUAUCAGAGUGCAUUUGGCAGACAAGGCGCUUAUUUUCCAGAAGACUGUCCGCUUUGUGAAGUCGCAGGCAAAGUCCACCAGAGCAUGGGCUCAAGUUCAUUCAGUGGACAGGGUGGUCAGCAUCAACGCUAGUGUUUAUUCAAAGUGCCAGUCUCAACUUUGCAGACUCACCGCUAAUGAUGCUUUGCUUGAGAGAUACCAGCCUUUGCUGAAGGAGCAUCUCAAGGUUAGUACCACCGUCGCUGAUCCCAAUUCUCGGGGGCAGAGGAACAAUAUGUUAGCUUGGUUUUGGUCCAUGGAUGUACAAGGGGACUCUGAUGGCAGUUCCUGGUUGAAUGUAUUUUACUGUGUGCAUUGGCUCCACACCAAGGCUUUGAGAGAUCAUUGGGCAGAAGAAUUGCUGCUAGUGCAGCAUGAAAUGGAUUGGACAUGCACCUGUUUUAGUCAGAAGGCAGAGGAAUGGAUUGGUCUCCAAACUAUCUCCAAGGAGGAAGAGAAGGAAGGACAUGUAGCCUAUGUGCUGCCCGGGGACAUAGAACGGCACACUUACAAGUUGCGCGAAAUGAUCAAACAUCAUAUCCCUGAGAUCGCGAGUGCUUGGAAGCAAUCCCGUGACAUCGCCAGAAGGAAAGUCCUGAAAGGCAGUAUUCCACCAAUCACACUUGUGUCACUGUCGCAGAGCACACUGAGGAAGAUUUUCAGAUUCCAGGCCAGCGGCGGGCGAACACAAGACUUUUCACAUAAGGCCACCCAAGUUGAGGUACUCACCUAUAACAUUGCGAAACCUCGCCGAUCUAAUAAGCUCUUUGUUCAGAGAGGUCCAGGUGACCAGAAGUCUAGAGCCCGCUUAUUCCAAUAUGUUAGCAAUGUCAGAGAGAUCAAAGGCAAGAUUCUGUGUUUGACGCCAUGGUACAAUGAGGGAAAGGCUUUCUGA